Messenger RNA from Brassica rapa (field mustard), 6053 nucleotides. RefSeq names its product DNA-directed RNA polymerase I subunit 1. Gene Ontology annotation, cellular component: RNA polymerase I complex. Gene Ontology annotation, biological process: DNA-templated transcription. Gene Ontology annotation, molecular function: DNA binding. The record is from RefSeq and is a predicted model, not a curated record. Lineage: Eukaryota; Viridiplantae; Streptophyta; Magnoliopsida; Brassicales; Brassicaceae.
ACGUUUCACUUCCAUGGCGUGCAAGUUCUGUUUUUGUAUUUCUUCCUUAAUGGUUAUAACUUAUGUUCUCGAGUUUUUGGUUUCUCCAGGGAGCUUCCCAAGUCGUUAAGUCUGUUAGAUUUAGCUUCAUGACAGAACAAGAUGUCCGAAACCAUAGUGUUUUGAAAGUUACUAAUCCCGUCUUACUCGAUACCGUUGAGAGACCUGUCCCUGGUGGUCUCUAUGAUCCUCUUAUGGGUCCGCUGGAUGAUAAAACACCUUGUAAAACCUGUAGCCGGAUCAGUCUAUUUUGCCCAGGACAUUGUGGGCAUAUCGAGCUUGUCUAUCCUAUUUACCACCCUUUGCUCUUCAAUCUUCUUUACACCUUUUUGCAAAGGACUUGUUUCUUUUGUCAUCACUUUAUGAAAUGGAGUGAGGUUGACGGAUGUGUUUCUCAGUUGAAAGUCAUCAUUAAAGGAGAUAUAGUUGCUGCUAAAAAGUUUGGUUCUGAAGCCACGGAAUCAUCAGAAGAGUGUGAAGAUUCUGACAUUAGAAAGCAGAGGUGGACAUCUUUUCAGUUUGCUGAAGUCACUGACCUCUUGAAAAAAACUCUGGGGUUGAAAUCAUGGAAGUGUGGAUAUUGCGGUAAAAAAGCUGUUAUACUAGAGAAGCCUAUGUUCGGAUGGGUUCGCAAGGAGGUGGAGAAAGCGACCGACAAUGGAGAUAAUGUAAUUCGAGAGAUUAAGGUAAAGAAUUCCGAAAACAUUGUAGAAAGUGAUGAUGACAGUGCUAUCGAUGAACAAUCAGAAGUUGAAGAUGAAGGUGCUAAAAAGAAAAGAGGAAAAUCUUCGAAAGCAGCUAAAGAGUUUAAAGAACACAAGAAAAAGACUAAAAUAAACGUUUUGCCUAGUGAGGUCAGGGAAAUCUUAAAAGAUUUGUGGAGAAAUCACCCUGAGUUUUGCUCCUUUAUUGGUGAUCUUUGGCAGAGUGGAUCUGAAAAAAAUGACUACUCUAUGUUCUUUUUGGAGAGUAUUCUUGUGCCUCCUACUAAAUUUAGACCUCCAACAAAAGGAGGCGAUAGCGUUAUGGAACAUCCUCAAACCGCAGGGCUAAAUAAGGUCUUAGAAUCCAAUAUAGCCCUUGGGAAUGCCCGUACUAACCAAUUAGAGAAAUCGAAAAUAGUUUCUAGAUGGAUGGAUCUCCAAGAAUCAGUCAAUGUCUUGUUUGAUAGCAAAACUUCAUCAGUUAAAAGUCAGAGAGAGCAGGGAACUGGAAUAUGUCAAGUGCUGGAGAAGAAAGAGGGUCUAUUUCGGCAAAAUAUAAUGGGAAAAAGAGUGAAUCAUGCAUGCAGAUCUGUCAUAUCUCCAGAUCCUUAUAUCGCUGUCAAUGACAUUGGGAUUCCUCCUUGUUUUGCUUUGAAAUUGACUUAUCCUGAGAGGGUGACUCCUUGGAAUGUUGAAAAGUUAAGGAAGGCUAUCAUUAAUGGUCCAGACAUUCAUCCGGGAGCAACACAAUACUCUGACAAAGUAUCUACAAUGAAGCUGCCUUCUAGCAGAAAAGCACGAAUAGCAAUUGCAAACAAGUUAUUUUCCUCACGAGGAGUCACUACAAAACUUGGGAAAACAUGUGAUAUCAACCUUGAAUGUAAAACUGUCUAUCGACAUAUGCAUGAUGGUGACGUCGUCCUUGUGAAUCGUCAGCCAACAUUACAUAAACCUAGUAUAAUGGCUCACAUAGUCCGUGUUCUUAAGGGGGAGAAGACACUUCGUCUCCACUAUGCAAAUUGCAGUACAUAUAAUGCAGAUUUUGAUGGAGAUGAGAUGAAUGUGCAUUUUCCACAAGAUGAGAUAUCACGAUCUGAGGCCUACAAUAUUGUCAAUGCCAACAACCAAUAUGCAAGGCCUUCUAAUGGUGAUCCACUUCGAGCUUUAAUCCAGGAUCAUAUUGUCAGUUCGGUUUUGCUCACAAAAGGGGACACUUUUAUGGACAGAGAUGAAUUCAAUCAGCUUCUUUUCAGUUCUGGCGUGACUGACAUGGUGCUGAGUUCUUUUUCUGGACGAUCUGGCAAGAAAGUCACACAGUCUGCUUCUAAUACAGAGCUGUUGACUGUCACGCCUGCUAUUUUAAAACCAGUACCUCUUUGGACUGGAAAACAGGUCAUCACUUCAGUGUUGAAUGAGAUAACCAAAGGUCAUCCCCCAUUCAGCGUAGAGAAAUCUACCAAACUUCCUGUUGACUUCUUCAAAUGUAGAACAAGAGAAUCCAACAAAAAUAAGUCAUGGAAACAUGAUUUUGAUGAAGAUAAACUGCUCAUCAGGAAGAAUGAAUUUGUCCGCGGUGUGAUUGACAAGGCGCAGUUUGCGGACUACGGGUUGGUUCAUACAGUGCAUGAGCUCUAUGGUUCAAAUGCUGCAGGAAACUUGCUUUCUGUUUUUAGUCGUCUCUUCACGGUUUUCCUUCAGAUUCACGGUUUCACCUGUGGAGUUGAUGAUCUUAUUAUUUUGAAAGAUGUGGAUGAAGAGAGGACCAAGCAACUUCAAGAAUGUGAAGGUGUUGGUGAAAAAGUCCUACGUAAGACCUUUGGCAUUGAUGUUAAUGCUCAGAUAGAUCCUCAGGACAUGAAAUCUAGCAUUGAGCGAAUUCUUUACGAGGACGGGGAACCUGCUUUGGCAUCUUUGGACAGGAGAAUCGUCAGUGAGCUCAACAAGUGUUCAGGAAAGGGGGUGAUGAACGAUUUGCUCUCUGAUGGGUUGCUGAAAACACCUGGAAGGAAUUGUAUAUCUCUGAUGACAAUAUCUGGAGCUAAGGGCAGUAAGGUUAACUUCCAACAAAUCUCUUCUCACCUUGGCCAGCAAGAUUUAGAAGGAAAAAGAGUUCCCAGAAUGGUUUCUGGGAAGACAUUACCGUGUUUCCAUCCAUGGGACUGGUCACCUAGAGCUGGAGGUUUUAUUAGUGACAGAUUCCUUAGUGGUCUCAAGCCACAAGAGUAUUACUUCCAUUGUAUGGCUGGACGAGAAGGGUUAGUUGAUACUGCAGUGAAGACAUCACGUAGUGGGUAUCUGCAGAGAUGCUUGAUGAAAAAUCUCGAGAGCCUGAAAGUCAACUAUGAUUGCACUGUCCGGGAUGCUGAUGGGUCCAUCAUUCAAUUCCAAUAUGGUGAAGAUGGCGUGGAUGUUCAUCGGUCUAGCUUCAUUGAAAAAUUCAAAGAACUUACACUAAAUCAAGAUAUGAUCCUUGAAACAUGCAGUGAAGACAUGCUAUCUGGAUCCAAUAGUUACAUAACUGAUCUGCCUAUUACUCUUAAGAAGAGAGCUGAGAAGUUUGUAGAGUCAAUGCCUAUGGAUGAGCGUAUUGCUUCCAAAAUGGUGAGACAAGAGGAUCUACUGAAGCUGGUGAAAUCAAAAUACUUUGCAAGUCUUGCCCAGCCAGGGGAGCCUGUAGGUGUACUUGCUGCACAAUCUGUAGGAGAGCCAUCAACACAGAUGACUUUGAAUACUUUCCAUCUUGCUGGACGUGGAGAGAUGAAUGUGACACUUGGAAUCCCACGUUUACAAGAGAUCUUGAUGACUGCUUCUGCAAACAUUAAGACACCCAUCAUGACUUGCCCUUUGCUCAAGGGUAAAACAAAGGAUGAUGCAAGUCAUAUUACUGAUAAAUUAAGGAAGAUAACAGUAGCAGAUAUUAUAAAGAGUAUGGAAGUAUCCGUUAUACCAUUCGCAGUUUAUAAAGGCAGAGUUUCUAGCUUUGACCCCAAAAAAAAAAAACAAAAAGGUAGAGUUUGUAGUAUUCACAAGCUUAAGAUAAAUCUAUAUAAGCCAGAGCAUUAUCCGAAGCACACUGAUAUUACUGAUGAGGAUUGGCAAGAGACAAUGACGGUUAGGUAUUUGAGGAAGCUGGAAGAUGCUAUACAGAAACACAUGACAAUGCUCUGUAGAAUCCGGGGCAUAAAGGUUAAGAAAGUCACCUGUCCAAAAGCUGGAAAUGAUACGAGGAAUGAUGAUUCUGCAAGUGGAAAGCAGACUCAAGAUGAUGAUGAUGAUUCUGCUAGUGGAAAGCAGACUCAAGAUGAUGACGAUGAUGAUGAUGAUGAUGAUGAUGAUGAUGAUGAUGAUGAUGAUGAUGAUGAUGAUGAUGAUGAUGAUGAUGAUGAUUCUGCUAGUGGAAAGCAGAAUCAAGAUGAUGAUGAUUCUGCUAAUGGAAAGCAGACUCAAGAUGAUGAUGAUGAUGAUGAUGAUGAUGAUGAUGAUGAGGGUCUUGGUGCAGAGAAACGGAAGAAGCAAGCAGCAGAUGAGGAUUAUGAGGAAAGUUCUGAAGAUGAGAAUAAGGAACCAUUGUCAACUAGUGGAGUAGAUGAUGACACUGAGAUGGACAGUGAGGAUGAGAAUGAAGAAGUUAGCAAGGAAGGGACUCAGCAACCCAAAAAAAAGAAGAGAGAGAGAUUUGUUGGACAUAAGAAAGACAGACAUAUCUUUGUGGAAUGCAAAGGAGAGACAUUUGAGGUCCAUUUCAAGUUUCUUUCAAAGCAGCCUCAUAUGUUACUUGCUCCGGUUGCUCAGAAAACAGCACAGAAGGUUUACAUCCAGAACUAUGGGAGAAUCGAACGGUGCACAUUAGCUAACUGUGGUGAUCCUCAAAUGAUAUACUACGGAGACAAACCAAAGGAGAGAGAAGACAUCUCCAACGAGGAAAAGAAAGCCUGGCCAGCUCUCCACGCAUCAGGAGUUGAUUUCUCUGAUAUCUGGGAGUUUCAAGAUAAGCUUGACGUUAGGUACUUGUACAGCAACAGCAUUCACGACAUGCUCAACACAUUUGGGGUUGAAGCGGCAAGAGAGACCAUAAUCAGGGAAAUAAACCACGUUUUCAAAUCAUACGGUAUAUCAGUAAGUUUCAGACACCUGAACCUCAUCGCAGAUUACAUGACCUUUUCUGGUGGAUACCGUCCAAUGAGCCGUUUUGGAGGAAUUGCAGAAUCAACUUCUCCAUUCUGUAGAAUGACAUUUGAGACAGCCACUAAGUUUAUUGUCCAAGCAGCUACCUAUGGAGAAGUUGACAGGCUAGAAACUCCCUCUGCUAGAAUAUGUCUUGGUUUGCCUGCGCUUUCAGGAACGGGUGGCUUUGACCUGUUACAGAGAAUAGAGGUCUGAUUUGUGUGUUAAACCCUAGCGUGGAGCACAAUUUUGUCUAAUUUAAAAUAUUUGUCGUAUUAAAAGUUUUGUUUUAGACAUUUUGUUGUCCAAUAAAUGGAUAGAUGUACCUGCCGACAAAUUGAGAAAACGCUUGUGGAUGGCAAGAGCUGCAUUUUAGUGAGUUUUUUUUUGUUGUAAACUGCAUUUUAGUGAGUUUUCGAUCAAAGCAAAAGAAAAAAUGAAAUGGUUGUAGCAACCUCGUUUUUAUUGGGUUAAUUUGCUGAGUAACCAAUUUUGAAAGAAGAAUUAAAAAUAUAUCACCGAUUUUGACGUUAUUAAUUCAAUAACAUUUAACACAUAUUUGAGUUAUACAUUUGCCUUUCCAGGUAAUCAAUGACAUAAAAAGAACAAAUGACGUCGAUGAUGAAGAACAUGUGAACGAGAAAAUGAGAUUAUGUCGUUGAUGAUGAAGUGAGUAUUGAGUCAUUGAUUAAUUACAUGGUCUUGUGGUAGUUAUGGUGGCAGACGGCGUACAAGAAGGAUGAGAAGUAAUCAAAGUUAUAUCAUUAUAAUUUAUGUUGUCGUCACUUUAUUUUGUAAUAGGAAAACAUUGUUCUAUUCUAUUUAAUAAAAUUAAAAUAAUACUAGCAUUAAUUUCUUAUAUACAAAGUAAAAUGUUUUGCCACUGCAAAUUGAGCAUUGUUCAAGCUGCUAUUUCAUUCUAGACUCCAACCACACCCUAACAUCCCCCAAAUACUACAAAUUUAUUUGAUUAAUAUUUAAUUAUAUAAUUUAUGUUUUUAACUUUUUACUAAAAUAUUAUUUUAGAUAACAAUACAAUCAAUAUAUAUAAAGAAAAUACACUUUUUAAUUAUAUUUUUAAAUUUUAGAUAAUUCAAUAUUCUAUUUUUAAUUAUAUAAUUAAGAAUUUUAUUUGAUUAAUAUUUA